UCAAAAAAAUAAACUAGUAGCUCGCCAUCCGUCAUAAUGGCUUCUACUGGUGGAACCCUGGACUCUCCCGUGAAGCAGAUUCAGAUCGAUGGUUUGGUGGUGCUGAAGAUCAUCAAACACUACCAGGAAGAGGGCCAGGGCAGUGAAGUGGUUCAGGGCGUCUUGCUGGGCUUGGUGGUUGAUGACCGGUUGGAGAUCACCAACUGUUUCCCCUUCCCGCAGCACACUGAGGAUGAUGCAGAUUUUGAUGAAGUCCAGUACCAGAUGGAGAUGAUGCGUUCUCUGCGUCAUGUUAACAUCGACCAUCUGCAUGUGGGAUGGUACCAAUCCACCUACUAUGGUUCCUUUGUCAGCAGAGCCUUGCUGGACUCACAGUUCAGCUACCAGCAUGCCAUUGAGGAGUCUGUUGUGCUUAUAUAUGACCCAAUAAAGACGGCCCAAGGAUCGCUGUCUCUGAAGGCUUACAGGCUGACUCCAAAACUAAUGGAGAUUUGCAAGGAGAAAGAUUUCACACCUGAAGGAUUGAAGAAGGCUAACAUUGGCUUUGAUCACAUGUUCGAGGAGGUUCCCAUUGUCAUCAAAAAUUCUCAUCUUAUCAAUGUACUGAUGUGGGAGCUGGAGGACAAGUCCACAGUCGCUGACAAACACGAACUACUCAACCUCUCCAGCAGUAACCAUUUGGAGAAGAGCCUUCAGCUCCUGAUGGACAGGGUGGAUGACAUGAACCAAGACAUAGUCAAGUACAACACCUACAGCCGAAAUCUGAGCAAACAGCAGCAGCAGAAGCACCAGUACCUCCAAAGGCGACAGCAGGAAAACGUCCAGCGACAGAGCAGAGGAGAGGCACCCUUGCCUGAAGAGGAUAUCAGCAAAAUGUUCAAGCCUCCUCAGCCCCCACCUCGCAUGGACACACUUCUUAUUGCAGGGCAAAUUAACAACUAUUGCCAGAACGUGAAGGAAUUCACCUCUCAGAACCUUGGGAAGCUGUUCAUGGCGGAGGCUCUCCAAGGCCACAACUAG
Nerophis lumbriciformis (worm pipefish) is the source of this 1020-nucleotide messenger RNA. Lineage: Eukaryota; Metazoa; Chordata; Actinopteri; Syngnathiformes; Syngnathidae. The record is from RefSeq and is a predicted model, not a curated record.